AUGCCCUUUUUUACAUUACUCAUGGCCGAUCCUGAUGCACCUCAGCAAGACGAUCCAACAUCUGCUCCAUGGAUACAUUGGAUUCAAGCUGCAUUCAAAGGAAGCAAUGUUAAUAGUGGCAGAACUCUCGGUAGACAUUCUUUUGUUUGCUCUUCUCCUUUAAUAUGUAACUACCCAAGCAGAUAGACGUAAGUGAAGUUAGCUCCAGAUUCGAGUACAUCCUGCCCCGAUUCGCUUAGAAACUUGUUCCAAGUACAACUCCAUGAGCUCUAUCUAAUGGUAUAAUUAGCUUUUUUUAUAACUCAAACUAUAUGGUCAAUAAGUCCAAAAUAUUGGCUUUUUAUCCAAUGAAUGAGAGACCUCCUACCCAUAGAUCCUGCUCCAAUUUGCCAAAGAAUUUGUUCCAAAGCUCCUAUUCUUGUUUCCAAGUACAGGUCUAUGAGUUGUAUCUAAUGGUAUAAUUGGAUUUUGGAUAGCUCAAACUAUGUAAGGAAAAAAGUCCAAAAUACUGUUUUGUUUUAUCAUAGGAUCCAUAGACUCAUUUUCGUAGAUCUUGUCCCGAUUCCGUCUGAAACUUGUUUCAAGGCUCUUAUUCUUGUUCCAAGUAGAACUCGACGAGCUCUAUCCAAUGGUAUGCUCAGAUCUUCCAUAGGUUGAAGUAUGAUUUUUUUCGGGUGAUAAAUGGCGCUAGUGAGAAUCUGAAGAAUUAUACUUCGAGUUGUGGAACAUCUGAGCAUACCAUUGGGUAGAACUCGUCAAGUUCUACCUGGAACAAGUUCCAGAGCGAAUCGGGACAAGAUCUACGGAAAUGGGUUAAUGGACCCUAUAGUGGAAAAUCCGUUUUUUUUCGGACGUUUUGACCACAUAGUUUGCACUAUCAUCGAGUUGUACUUAGAACAAAUUCCUAGACGCAUCGGAGGUCAACUUUACUUACGUAGCAGAUACAUAUAUCGAAUUUUGACGCUUUUUGAACAUAAAUGGAGACUUUUAGUCGAUUUUUAUGUGUCUUUUUCGGUUAGUUCAAAAACGUACAAAAAAUUAUGUCUUUGUUGAUUUUUUUUCCUACUUUUUUUAAUUCGUUUUUCUGUCCAAUUUUUGUCAUAUUUAUGCAGAAAAGUAGUUAAAAAGUUAUUUCAACCAAAAAUCACCUAUUGUACAUCAAAAAAUGCUUUACAUCAACGUGUAGGUAUAAACAUUCAUUGUGAAAAAUAUUGUAGCAUAAUUAAAUAGUUAUAUACUCUUGAACGUAUUUGAUCAAAAUAUAUAAAAGACAUAUUUAGACAUGUAUCGAAUUCGAAAGUUAUUUCUUAUGAAAAGAAUUAUGCCUUGAUCUAUUGACUAGCUCUCUAUGAGCAAUAAACUAGUUGAAAAAUAUUUCAUUUCUGACGUUGAAAUGAUUAUUAUGGAUGAGUUUGUAUCUGAUAUGACAUGCAUAUUUUUUUCCCUGAGAAUAGUUAAUUCGUAACAAUAUAGACAUACAUACUUCUUUUUAAUGUGAGUUUAUCCUUCUCCAUUUAAUAUUCUAUUUUUCAGGGUAAAAAGAUAUUUUUUCUUUGUUAUUGAUGUAUCAAUACGUAAGGAUAGGAAGACAAUGUGCGUUUUACAUAUCAUAUGCAUUUUUUAUGUAACUACGUAGUUUGUGACAAUAGAAGACAGAUGUCGCUUGUUUAAAUAAAUGUAAUUCUUUUUCAAUAUAUGAAAGAGAGAUUUAUUUCUUGACACAAUUCUUUUUUUGUUCCUGAUAGUUAACUAAUAGGAAUAAAAAAAAAAUAUGUGUACUAUGUUUUUUUCCUAUCAAGUAUACAUGUCUUAAUACAGAAAUAUUUUUCUUCAAGUAGUAGUAACUCUGUGGCGAUAGAGGAUGAUAGACCCUUUUUAUUAUAUAUAUGCAUUCUUUUUUUUCCACUAACGGGGGAACAUCUCCAGGUGAAGCUCCGCUUUUAGACCUGAUAUUUUACUCAUAUGUAGGCCUUAGUGAGACUAGGAAGACGUCAAAAUGGUUUGGGCUUCUAUGGCUUCCUUGUUGAGAUAUGAAGUUCACAUCUUCUCUAACAGUGCUAUGAUUUAUAUUGGAAUGCGAUGUAAUGUCGAUUUUUUCACAACGAUAUGAAAUAUAGACUUACAGUUUUUUUGCGUGAACUGCAUUUUAUAGUGGCCAUAUGUGACACACUUUUUUAGCUCUAGCAAAGAUUUCGAAGGUCAACUCUAUUUUUUUCAUAAGUUCCUGCAUAUGCAGUAGUCUUAUUGAGUAUAUGCUGAAAUCCUUAUGUAUCAUGAACAAAUAUGAACACUAACAUAAAGUGAACGUAAGGAAUGCAGCCAAAACAACUGAACUUUGAUAAUAUGAUGAAUUAGCCCAUGUGAUAGUCAAGGAAAAAAUGCUCAAAACAUAAAUCUUUGCGAUACUAACUACACUUGACAAAAGCUAAGUUGUCACAAUUUUCCUCUUCGCAGACCGACUUUUCCAGACUGAAGCAAAUAUCUUUGACUGUAAAAACAAGUGGCUAGGAUCAGCCAUUAAACAGCCGCUCGCGUACCAACCAUAAUGAAUCAGUAUGAGAGAAUAAAGUCAAUACUGUCCCUUAUUAAAUUAAGCACAUGUUCAUACAUGACUCGUCUAAAGAAACUAGGCUUCAUUUUGGAAGCUCUCUUUCAUGCAAGCUAGUGUUAGGCACGGAAGCUUGAUAUGUGUGGUCAGAAGUCUUUGUCAGAGCUAAAACAGUGUGUCAAACAUGACCACUAUGAAAUGCAGUUCAUGCAAAAAAAAAACUGUAAGUCUAUAUUUCAUAUCGUUGUGAGAAAAUUGACAUUGAAUCAUACUCCAAUAUAAAUUAUAGUGCUGUUAGAGAAGAUGUGAACUUCAUAUUUCAACAAGGAAGCCAUAGAAAUCCAAACCCUUUUGACGUUUUUCUAGUCUCACUAAGGCCUACAUAUGAGCAAAAUAUCACGUCAAAAGCGGAGCUUCACCUGGGGGUGUUUCCUCGUAAGUAUUCAAUUCUUAACAUUAGAUAGAUAUCUCGUAUUAAAUAUAGAUGAAUUUUUUUCUUCCAUGAAGUAGUCAAUUCAUAGCAAUAGAAGAAUGUAUACUUCUUAUCUAGUACAAAUCUAUUUUGUUGUUGAUCUCAUAUUCAAUUAUAAAGAUAGAGAGAGAGUUUUACAUGAAUCUAAAAUCGGGUUUUUUUUGUCAACUGAUUUUUUUU
This is a messenger RNA of Rotaria sordida, 3200 nucleotides long. The record is from the annotation of a GenBank genome assembly. NCBI's taxonomy places the organism in Eukaryota, Metazoa, Rotifera, Eurotatoria, Philodinida, Philodinidae.